Molecule: messenger RNA, 1399 nt
Organism: Ceratotherium simum simum (southern white rhinoceros)
Lineage: Eukaryota; Metazoa; Chordata; Mammalia; Perissodactyla; Rhinocerotidae
Gene: ACER3
Product: alkaline ceramidase 3
Biological process (GO): ceramide metabolic process; phytosphingosine biosynthetic process
Cellular component (GO): endoplasmic reticulum membrane
Molecular function (GO): N-acylsphingosine amidohydrolase activity
Source: RefSeq, a predicted model, not a curated record
GCCCGAGCCGGCCUGGGAGCCUGCGGGGCCGAGCGCAGCGAGCGGAGCGCCUGGGCGGCGGCGGCGGCGCGCGCGAUGCCUCCGGCCGGGGACCGCGAGGGCUACUGGGGCCCCACGACCUCCACGCUGGACUGGUGCGAGGAGAACUACGCGGUGACCUGGUACAUCGCCGAGUUCUGGAAUACAGUGAGUAACCUGAUUAUGAUUAUACCUCCAAUUUUUGGUGCAAUUCAGAGUGUUAGAGAUGGCCUGGAGAAGCGGUACAUUGCUGCUUAUUUAGCACUCACAGUGGUAGGAAUGGGAUCCUGGUGCUUCCACAUGACUCUGAAAUAUGAAAUGCAGCUUUUGGAUGAACUCCCAAUGAUUUACAGCUGUUGUAUAUUUGUGUACUGCAUGUUUGAAUGUUUCAAGAUGAAGAACUCAGUAAACUAUCAUCUGCUUUUUACCUUAGUGCUCUUCAGUUUAAUAGUAACCACAGUUUACCUUAAGGUAAAGGAGCCUGUAUUCCAUCAGGUCAUGUAUGGAAUGCUGGUCUUCACAUUAGUACUUCGAUCUGUUUAUAUUGUUACAUGGGUUUAUCCAUGGCUUAGAGGACUGGGUUAUACGUCCUUGGGUCUAUUUUUAUUGGGAUUUUUAUUAUGGAACAUAGAUAACAUCUUUUGUGAAUCACUGAGGAACUUUCGAAAGAAGGUGCCGCCUAUUAUAGGUGUUACCACACAAUUUCAUGCAUGGUGGCAUAUUUUAACUGGCCUUGGUUCUUAUCUUCACAUCCUUUUCAGUUUAUAUACAAGAACACUUUAUCUGAGAUACAGGCCAAAAGUGAAGUUUCUCUUCGGAAUCUGGCCAGUGAUCUUGUUUGAGCCUCUCAGGAAGCACUGAUGAAUUAUUCCACCAAGAAAACAAAAAAGCACCUACCAUAGGCCUGGCCGAAUGAAUAAGGAAAUCCUUAAAGAUCUACACAUUCAGAUAUAUCAUGACCAUCACAGCAAAGGAGUGACUUUCUGACUAAUGCUGCCAGCCACACACAGAAUGAGGAAUGGGCUUGUUGGAUGUUUAGCUCAUGUCUUUAUCUCAUUUGUCCUCCUCCCUCUCCCCCUCACCAAAGAUGUUUAAAAUGAAACAGACAUGAUGUGUGUGUAUAUACUUGAGUUCUGGAAAAAUUGGGCUUUUCUUAAUAGUUGAACAGUUUGUGCUGAUCAUAGGAAAUUGAGCUUUUUCUCUUUUUUGACAAGGGUUGCACGUGAAUUAUACUUUUCUUAACAUUUGAUUAAAUAAUGAAAAUAGCUAAGGACUGGCAAACCCCAUACAAAUGGCCAGCUGUGAGCCAGCACUUGGCUGUGUCAACCUUGAUUUAUGUUUUUGUCAUAGUAACCUCUUGGAUGGUUUUCCAAGGUAAAAA